Messenger RNA from Malania oleifera, 3078 nucleotides. RefSeq lists its product as uncharacterized. The transcript has 2 exons. Gene Ontology annotation, molecular function: transcription coactivator activity. Gene Ontology annotation, biological process: regulation of transcription by RNA polymerase II. Gene Ontology annotation, cellular component: SAGA complex. Bases 375 to 1442 code for a protein of 355 amino acids. Lineage: Eukaryota; Viridiplantae; Streptophyta; Magnoliopsida; Santalales; Ximeniaceae. The record is from RefSeq and is a predicted model, not a curated record.
GAAGGGCACACAAACAGGCCCUAAGGCCGAUAUUGCUCGAAAGGGCGCACGUGCGCAGCGACGGGAGAAUGUUCCGAAGGAACAGACUUAAAUGUUAAUCUCCGUUUGGUUCAAUGAUUUAUGUUUCCCAUUUAACAAGUAUCACCGAAAACAGGCGCAGCAUCGAUCAGCCAACACGAUCUGGGGGAAGGUCACUCGAGGUCGUAGCGGUAAUACCGCCUUCUCUCCCGCCAGGUGGGAACAGUAUUUGGAAAUUAGGGUUUUAUUUUUUUUUAAUUUUUUUGGAUGCAAAUGGGUGAUUUUUUCCUACGAGCUUUGCAAAAAAAUUCAAGCUUUUAAUGGGUCUCCGUUGAUAUUGAAGAAGUUGGGGGGAAAUGUUGCCCAGACAACGUUUUUCUCGAAUUGACCUUUUAGAGCUUAAAGCUCAUAUUAUUGGGAAGAUUGGGCGCCAGAAAGCGGAGAAGUAUUUUGAUCAGCUGAAAAGAUUGUUUAGUCUCAAGCUGAGUAAAUGUGAAUUUGACAAAUCGUGUGUCCGGCUAAUUGGGAAGGAGAAUGUCCCUCUUCACAAUAGGCUUAUUGGUUCCAUUGUCAAGAAUGCAUACUUUGCUAAGGUGCCGCCAGAAAAAGCUAGAAAAGAAUGCUCGCUUAAUGUCAAAAUCGCAAAUGGGUAUCAGAGAAACUGUCUGCAGUCCCUCUAUGGGGAUGCAUUUCCUCCAUCACCUCGUAAGUGCAGGUCUUUGGUUAGUCGCGAUCGCAAGUUUCGUGACCGACCGAGCCCUCUCGGACCACUUGGGAAGCCCCAAAGUGUUAUGUGUGAGGAAUCAAUUUCUAGGGCACAAGAGCAGCAAAGCGCAACAGAACUGCUUUCUCUUGGUAGCAGACCCCCUGGUGAAAUUGCUUCUGUUGAAGAUGGGGAAGAGGUUGAACAGGUGGCAGGAAGCCCAAGUGUUCAAAGCAGAAGCCCUGUUACAGCUCCUCUUGGUAUUUCAGUGACCAUGGGUGGAGCUCGUAAAUCUCUUUGCAAUGGAUUGGCAUGUAAUCUUCUUCAUCUUGAGACAUGUCAUAGUAGUGGAGAGCUACCUGAUAGUAGGACUUUAAGGAGUCGUUUGGAGCAGAAGUUGGAGAUGAAGGGCAUUAGAAUCACGGUUGACUGUGUCAACCUUCUGAAUAAUGGUUUGGAUGCAUAUCUGAAGAGGUUGAUUGAACCCUGUAUAAGAGUAGCUGGAUCAAAGCAUCGGAGCAAAUGCUUUAAUCCAUCAAAUGGUAGGACUACAGCUGCUUUGAAUGGAGCAUUACCUGGAAGAUACUUGCAAUUGUCUAAUAAUUCUCUUAAUGCAACCAUGUUGGAUUUUCGUGCUGCAAUGGAGUUAAAUCCUCAGAUCCUUGGAGAAGAUUGGGCCAUACAACUUGAGAACAUUUGUCUGCGUGAGACACAAGAGUGAAACAAAAACUUAUUUGUGCAGAAAUCGGCAUUCAUAUUUAGAUGAGAUAAUUAAAAUGUGAUCAAAUUCACCAUGAUGUGUUGAUGCGUCUUUUAGGGGGUAAAGAUUCUUUGCAGCGUGAAUCUUGACCUCCUCCUUUUGUGACAACUGCCAAAUUGUAAUGCAUUUUAGAGGAAUUAGUUGAGAAUACUAUAGGGUUGUGUUUGAGAGUGGAAUUUAGGCGUUAGAUUUGGAUUUGUGUGGAAUUGUAUGAAACUUAAUAUAUAUUUGUAUUGUAUUUUUUUCAAAUCCACACAAAUCCAAAUCCAAUGUCCAAACUCCAAGUUCCCAAAUGCUAGAUGAGGAAUUUUGUAUCAAAUUUGCUAGGUUUCUUUUAAUCAUGGGGACUGAUGAUAGGAUUGGAAAGGAACAUGUUUAUACGUCAAAAUUUAGACUUCAAUACUUCAAAACUUCAUUGAUUCAAGAGUUGAACAUCAUUCUUCAAUUGACACCUGUCAGUUGCUAUGUAACAUCUUUAUUUGUGAAACAAAACAUUAUUGAGUUUCAGAAUGAUGACAAUUAUUGUGGUUGUCCAUGAGAAUCUCUUCUGGAAUCAGUUUUCCCUAUUGACUUUCAUUUGGUUAAAUAUUUUACUUUUCCCCAGAAAAGAUGAUAUUUGCCUGCUAUGCCAAGUCCUUGAGUCUAUUGAGUUUUCUUUCAAGAUCACAUAUUGUUGAUAUGUGCGAACAAGUCCCAUGAAAACAAUUUUGGAGUAGUUAUCAAUUGCGCAACAUGGUUCAAGCAAAUUUAAGUGCAUACGUUUUUCAUGCAUUGUUUUGGUUAAGUUCCUCGUGUUUUUCCGUUUUUGUUUUGUUUUUUACCUGUUUGCUGUACAUUAUAUGCUUUUGUUCAACAGAAUCAUGACAACACAUUUUAUUUAAAUUUCAGCCUAUACUAACAGCCACAAUAUCUUUGUGAAAUGGAUACAAGCUUUUCUUCAUUUUUUUUUUUCCGCUUGAAAAAAUAUAGUACUUGUGGACUCUUGAAGUGUAGUAGUACUUGUGGACUCUUGAAGUGUGUCAAGGACCCUUUCGAGACAUGGCUGGGCAUGUAAAGACACUACAUGGAUCUUGAUUAUGGUAUCUGUUGAACCUAUUUUCUACUGGGCAUGUUUCCAUUGUUGGUGUGACUUGUGCCAACAGGAAAGAAGAUUGAAACACUCUCUCAAGUCCGCUAAAUAAUAUAUUGUAUCUUGGCUAGUCAUUUUUGCUGAGAAGACUGCUACUUUUUUCCUGUAAAUGGUGAACUGUGAAUUCAUGCAGUACCUCUCUUUUGGCAGAGAGGAAAUCAUUCCUUGAAGGAGAUGAAACCAACCGUGGUCAAGCGACCGUGAGAGGAUUACUAGGUCGGUUGAUAUUAUCCAAUUAUCUGUUUUGGAAAUUUGAAUUGGGAAACCCUGAAAGGGGUAGCUUGGGUUGCUAUUAAUUUUUUUUUUUUUCAAACAUGUUUUUUCGAGAGGGAAGGAGAGGAGGGAUUGUAAUGCUGAUGACAUUUUAUUUCCGCUACUGUUUUUAGGAAUAGGAAAGUUACAUGAUGUUAAUUUUAAAAUUUGUUGGAAAUAAAGAAUUUCUGCAAAACAUAAUAAUUUAACGGCAAA